Messenger RNA from Nymphalis io (European peacock), 1011 nucleotides. RefSeq names its product cAMP-dependent protein kinase catalytic subunit alpha-like. Gene Ontology annotation, cellular component: cAMP-dependent protein kinase complex; nucleus. Gene Ontology annotation, biological process: peptidyl-serine phosphorylation. The coding region runs from base 16 to 858 and encodes 280 amino acids. The transcript has a single exon. NCBI's taxonomy places the organism in Eukaryota, Metazoa, Arthropoda, Insecta, Lepidoptera, Nymphalidae. Gene Ontology annotation, molecular function: ATP binding; cAMP-dependent protein kinase activity. The record is from RefSeq and is a predicted model, not a curated record.
GGAAAAUAUUAUGCCAUGAAAAUGUUGGAAAAAGAAAAAAUUGUAAAGUUAAAGCAAAUUGAACACAGUUACUAUGAAAAGAAAAUUCUAUGCGGUCUCAAUUUCACGUUUUGUGUUUAUAUGAAAUACUUUUUCAAAGAUAAUGUAUACCUUUAUUUUGUUCUCCCGUACAUAGCUGGAGGAGAAAUGUUUACGCACUUGCGUAAACUCGGAAAGUUUGAAGAAACGUCCUCAAAAUUUUAUGGCGCUCAAGUGAUCCUGGCGCUCGAAUAUUUGCAUGCCUGUGAACUGGUUUAUCGAGAUUUAAAGCCGGAAAAUAUUUUAAUCGAACGAAGUGGGUACAUAAAAAUAACUGAUUUCGGUUUUUGUAAAUUGAUCCGUGGCAGAACCUGGACACUUUGUGGAACUCCAGAAUACUUAGCCCCAGAAAUUAUAUUAAGUAAGGGUUACGGCAUGUCAGUUGAUUGGUGGUCUCUUGGAAUUCUUUUGUUUGAAAUGAGCGCUGGUCAUCCACCAUUUUAUGCAUCCGAUCCUAUGAGAAUUUAUGAAAAAAUUGUUGCCGGGAAAUACAGGUGUCCAAAUCACUUUUCAUUGGAUUUAAAGGAUUUGAUAUCGCGUAUACUCCAGAUUGAUAUUACAAGACGUUUAGGGAAUCUUAAGAGCGGUGCAUUAGAUUUUAAAAACCACAAAUGGUUUCGCGAAAUCGACUGGGAUGGUCUUUUAAACAGUCGCUUUCCAGCACCUUUCAUACCAAAAAUUCGAUCUCCGGGUGACUCAUCCUAUUUUGAAAGCUACGAUGAAGAAAAAAUUAAAGAGAGUCCAAUUUGUUUAUAUGAAGAAGAAUUUGCUGACUUCUAACUGUUAACGAAAUACGUUUUUUCCUUGUUUUUUAAUGUACCGUGAAUAAGAACAUCACAUUAAGUUUAAGCUGGAAUGUCGGGUUAAUUUCAAUUUAGGUUUUGACUUACAUUAUAUGAUACAUCUUUUAUUGUUGCUAUUUAAGUAAAAUAC